Messenger RNA from Ipomoea triloba (trilobed morning glory), 2289 nucleotides. RefSeq lists its product as uncharacterized. The record is from RefSeq and is a predicted model, not a curated record. The transcript is spliced from 3 exons. NCBI's taxonomy places the organism in Eukaryota, Viridiplantae, Streptophyta, Magnoliopsida, Solanales, Convolvulaceae. The coding region runs from base 567 to 2084 and encodes 505 amino acids.
CUCCCAAAGCCAAACUUCAAGAUCAAGUUUUCAAAGCUACCAUCUUCCCCUCUCUCUCUCUCUCUCUCUCUCUAGACUGUACUUUUCCCCCUAUGGAAGUUUGAAACGAAAUUCAAUCAAACUUUAUGCUCUGAUUUGCAUGCCAAUCAUUUCCAAAAUCCAAAAUCUUCCCAAAAAUGCACUAAAGGCAAUAUGGGCUGCCAUGGCUGUUCAUCAUUCUUCAAUUCUCCCCCAUUUUUCUCCUUUUUGCCCGCUCUCUUCCCACACUUUUUGACCGCUAUAAAAGCAUUAGCCACUAUACUAUCACCGGUGCCAAAUUUCCCAGAAAAAAGGACAUAACUCCCUGUUCUUCUACCCCUUUGCAUUUAGAUCUGCAAAACUUCAACCCCUUUCAAAAAAAUUGGUUCUUGAUCCCUGUUGAAGAUAUAGCAGUUAAGUUUUUGGUGGCUAAAGUAUGAAUGGAGAUGGAAGAAAUGGAGAAAAUUUUAGGGUGAUCAUCACUGAGCAGUGAUCAGUAAGAGAAGGUUCAAACUUUUAGGAUUUAAGUGGGGAGAUCAGAAGAUACAAUGGACACAAAAAGAUCAGAAAAUGGUUCCUUGUCCAGUGAGAUUCUGCAGAGAAUGGGGUCUGACAAUGGGAAAGAACUCUCGUCUUCGGCCCGAAAGUUGGCUGCUUCAUUGUGGGAGAUCAAAGGGAUUGCUGCACUGGGGAAAGAAGAGAAUUUGCAGGAAAGAAAUGGUGGAGAAAUGGGCAGGAAAGAGAGGAGCUUGAAAUCCUCCAAACAUGGCUCCUCAAAGGCUUCUCGACUCUCUGAUCCUCUUUACAGUCCUGUUUCUGAGAGAAUGGAAAGAUCUAAAGUGGAGAUAGGUCACAGAAGAAUAGCUUCCUAUGGUACUCAAAAAGUUAUGCAGAAUGAUUAUUUCUUGCAGGAUGAUAAUAAUAUGCAGACUGGUGGGAGUUCUCAGACCAAACAUCUGUUGAAGGAUGUUUCACACAGUCUAACAACCUCGAAACAACUGCUGAAAGUUCUGAGCCGAGUGUGGAGCAUAGAGGAGCAGAAAUCCACCUGCAUUUCCCUCUUUUCGACUCUGAAAUCCGAGCUCGAUCGAGCCUGUAUUCAAGUGACCAAACUGAUCCAAGAAAGGAGGCACAACCACAGCGAGGUCGACGCAUUGCUGAAAUGGUUCGAGGAGCAGAAGGCGGUUUGGAGGAUGAAGGAGCAGUGCAAGAUUCAGAGCGCUCUCACAUCAGUAGUGGGAGAGCUGAAGACCGAAAAGAGGCUGAGGAAACAGGCCGAGAGGCUAAACAAGAAGCUCGGGAGAGAACUGUCUGACACGAAAGCCUCGUUAAACAUGGCUGUGAAGGAGAUUGAGAGCCAGAAGAGGGCAAUGGAGGUGCUGGAGAGAGUGUGCGAGGAGCUAGCAAAAGGCGAGGCGAAAUUGGAGGAACUGAAGAGGGAAUCUUCUAAGGCUCGCGAGGAGGUCGAGAAGGAGAGGGAGAUGCUGCAAUUUGCUGAUAUAUUGAGAGAGGAAAGAGUGCAAAUGAAACUCUCAGAAGCUAAAUAUGAAUAUGAGGAGAAAACUGCAGUUCUUGACAGGCUAAAAAGUGAAUUAGAAGCCUGUUUAUCCUCAAAAAGUGUGUCCCAAUCCCCCAACAAUGACAACAAAAUCAAAGCCCUCCAAAAACAUUUCAGGGAAACACUCCCUGCAGGCUCGUGUCGUUUUCCAGACAACAAAGACGAGAGGGAAGACAGCGAAAAUUCAGCAGACGAAGACGAAGAUGAAGACAGCGAACUGCACUGCAUAGAACUAAACAUGGAUGAAACCAGCAAGAGCUAUGAGUGGAGGAAUAAUAAUAACUCCUCAAACCCUAGCACUUCUCAGGAAAGACAAAGCUCUGAUCCCCCCAUAGAAUGGGAGUUCAUCAGCAAUGGUGGACUGUUUGAGACUAGUGGCUCAGAAGCCUGGAGAAAUGACUUUGAAGAUGAGAUUGAGAGAUAUCACAUGAUUAAGGAUCUCAGAGACCAUUUUGUUUCUGCUUCCAAGAUACCACCACCCUCCCAAGAUUUUGUCAGUCCAACCUAAAACAACAUGAAUCAAUCACUACAUACACUUUCCAGUUUCCCCAUCCACUGCUCAUGAGUUUACCAGUUUUGUGCUUUAAUUUUAUCACUUCAAUUUAGUAUUACUAUUCAAAGUUCCAUUCUUUUUUGGGAUAUAUAAAUUGUAUAAAAAUUGCAACUUUUGCUACUUGCACUUAAAGUUUUAUAUAUAGACAUAUUGCGCUACU